Molecule: messenger RNA, 4680 nt
Organism: Acanthosepion pharaonis
Lineage: Eukaryota; Metazoa; Mollusca; Cephalopoda; Sepiida; Sepiidae
Source: the annotation of a GenBank genome assembly
AUGAUUGUUAAUGAAUUCUGCCUGCCACUCACACUUGUUGUACGUCUCGACCCCAUUAUACACAAACCUCUUUUUGUUGGAUCUUUCUUUAUUGGUUUCAUCUUAGGAAUUUUGAUUGCCCUACCUCUUAUUAUUCUUUAUUCAAAGAACUGGUCAAUAAAAGAGAAGUAUCUGAGGAGAGGGGGCGAUAUAGAAUCUUAUUUUCUGUGUUGUAAACAAAUUAAUAUCAAGAAACGCAUUGUCCUUCUUCCUGAUAAAGCGAAUUCUUGGGCUUUUCAGCAAACGAAAAGAAUACAAAAAUGUCAAAUGAGUGUCACAGAGAAAAGCGAAACCAUCAACCGCAUAAGGAAUAAUCGAGGCAUGGUGGACGUUUUGAUGCAGAAAAACAGUGAUGCAGUAUUAGAAGAAGUGACCAAACAAGACAUUGAAGUUUUGGAGAAAAUUGAAAAAGAUCAAAACAGUGAGAAAGAAAAAAUGAUGAUGUGUAUGCUUGAAAAAUUGUUGAUAGAAGAAUCAUUCAAUGGUACACUUCCCACUGAUUUUUGUAUUAACGAUUUCAUGAAAAAUAUGGAAAAAGAUUUGCAAAAUAUUAACCAAAUAAAAAAGAUGGACACAGCAGAAGAAAAUGUGGUGAUUAAGAGAGAAAGACUCUUCAGAAAAACACCAUUGGACACUGAGCUUGGCUAUAACAAAGAAAGUGGUAUCACUAACAGAAUAAAGCGGGAAAUGAAAAAAGAAAGGGUCAAGAAGAUACGAAAUAACUUUUAUCAAGCAAAUAUUGACAAUUCAGUGGCAGAAAGAAUAAAAGAGAAAAUGGAAAAGCUUAGUGCCACCUGGGAUAAGCAUUGCGCAUUAGAACAGAAAAGGAUAUCUGAACGCAUUCCUUGUCUAAACAUUGUUGUUCCUCCAACCAUUCGUUUUGUUUCCCAGAGCAUUCCUAGUCCAAACAUCGGUGUUCCUCCAACCAUUCGUUUUGUUUCUCAGAGCAUUCCUAGUCCAGACAUUGUUGUUCUUCGAACCAUUCGUUUUAGCAUUCCUAGUCCAAACAUCGUUCUUCCUCCAACCAUUCGUUUUGUUUCUCAGAGCAUUCCUAGUCCAAACAUUGUUGUCCCUCCAACCAUUCGUUUUGUUUCUCUGAGCAUUCCUAGUCCAAAUAUCGUUGUUCCUCCAACCAUUCGUUUUGUUUCUCAGAGCAUUCCUAGUACAAACAUCGUUGUUCCUCCAACUAUUCGUUCAUUCCUACUCCAAACAUCAUUGAUCCUCCAACCAUUCGUUUUGUUUCUCAGAGCAUUCCUAGUCCAAACAUUGUUGUUCUUCCAACCAUUCGUUUUCUUUCUCAGAGCAUUCCUAGUCCAGACAUUGUUGUUCGUCCAACUAUUCGUUGUUUCUCUGAGCAUUCCUAGCGCAAACAUCGUUGUUCCUCCAACCACUCCUUUGGUUUCUCAAAGCAAUCCUAGUCCAAACAUUGUUGUUCCUCCAACCAUUCGUUUUGUUUCUCAGAGCAUUCCUAGUCCAAACAUUGUUGUUCCUCCAACCAUUCGUUUUGUUUCUCAGAGCAAUCCUAGUCCAAACAUCGUUGAUCCUCCAACCAUUCGUUUUGUUUCUCAGAGCAUUCCUAGUCCAAACAUUGUUGUUCCUCCAACCAUUCGUUUUGUUUCUCAGAGCAUUCCUAGUCCAAACAUUGUUGUUCUUCUAACCAUUCGUUUUGUAUCUCUGAGCAUUACUAGUCCAAACAUUGUUAUUCCUCCAACCAUUCGUUUUGUUUCUCAGAGCAUUCCUAGUCCAAACAUUGUUGUUCCUCCAACCAUUCGUUUUGUUUCUCAGAGCAUUCCUAGUCCAAACAUUGUUGUUCCUCCAACCACUCGUUUUGUUUCUCAACGCAAUCCUAGUCCAAACAUUGUUGUUCCUCCAACCAUUCGUUUUGUUUCUCAGAGCAUUCCUAGUCCAAAUAUCGUUGUUCCUCCAACCAUUCGUUUUAGCAUUCCUAGUCCAAACAUCGUUGUUCCUCCAACCAUUCGUUUUGUUUCUCAGAGCAUUCCUAGGUCAAACAUCGUUGUUCCUCCAACCAUUCGUUUUGUUUCUCAGAGCAUCCCUAGUCCAAACAUUGUUGUUCCUCCAACCACUCUUUUGGUUUCUCAAAGCAAUCCUAGUCCAAACAUUGUUGUUCCUCCAACCAUUCGUUUUGUUUCUCAGAGCAUUCCUAGUCCAAACAUUGUUGUUCCUCCAACCAUUCGUUUUGUUUCUCAGAGCAUUCCUAGUCCAAACAUCGUUGUUCCUCCAACCAUUCGUUUUGUUUCUCAGAGCAUUCCUAGUCCAAACAUCGUUGUUCCUCCAACCAUUCGUUUUGUUUCUCAGAGCAUUCCUAGUCCAAACAUCGUUGUUCCUCCAACCAUUCGUUUUGUUUCUCAGAGCAUCCCUAGUCCAAACAUUGUUGUUCCUCCAACCACUCUUUUGGUUUCUCAAAGCAAUCCUAGUCCAAACAUUGUUGUUCCUCCAACCAUUCGUUUUGUUUCUCAGAGCAUUCCUAGUCCAAACAUUGUUGUUCCUCCAACCACUCGUUUUGUUUCUCAACGCAAUCCUAGUCCAAACAUUGUUGUUCCUCCAACCAUUCGUUUUGUUUCUCAGAGCAUUCCUAGUCCAAAUAUCGUUGUUCCUCCAACCAUUCGUUUUGUUUCUCAGAGCAUUCCUAGUCCAAACAUCGUUGUUCCUCCAACCAUUCGUUUUGUUUCUCAGAGCAUUCCUAGUCCAAACAUCGUUGUUCCUCCAACCAUUCGUUUUGUUUCUCAGAGCAUUCCUAGGCCAAACAUCGUUGUUCCUCCAACCAUUCGUUUUGUUUCUCAGAGCAUUCCUAGUCCAAAUAUUGUUGUUCCUCCAACCAUUCGUUUUAGUUUAAACAAAAAGCAAUGGAGCCGAAGAAUGGUUGCUGAGAAGCAAAUUCUCAGUGAAAUGGAAGAAGACAUGCCUUUGAAUGAAAGUGUGUCCUUGUUGGGUAAUGUAUUGAACACAUUUGUCAAUAAUGGGCAACUGAUUCACAAAAGGUGUCAGGAGUUGAUUGAUGAAUUCAAAAGAGACAAAGUGUAUCUCAGAAAACAGUUAAAUGAAGAUGCCAGUCAAAAGCUUGAAGAGCUUACAAGGAAAUUGAGAGAGAAACGUUUGGAAGAGCUAAUGAAAUUAGAAGAUAAACACUUCAAAGAGAAACAAAAGCUUCUGGAUGCUUCUAAGGAAAAUCAAAAUUUCAAUACAGAAUCCAGCAUUCAGAACUAUCUGUCUGAAACAACCAAAAUAAAUACAGAAUUAGAAAACAAGUUAAAUGAGUUGGACCAAAAAGAAGCUGAAGCUAUGGAACUGUUUUUAGUGCAAGUGAAGCAGAGUCAUACGGCUGAAGUGUGUGAGACUGAAUUGGAUUUUUUUAAUGAUUUGAAAACCAAAACCAACUUUACUCAAAAUGAUGUGCAGAAACUGAUCCACCAAUACAAAGCACAACAGAAGAAAUAUGCUGCAAUGUGUGAAAAGGCAUGCAGAGAGCGAGAAUCACUCUUCAAAGAAGAGUUGGAAAAACAAAUUCAGGAACAAAAAGAACGUAAACAUAUGGCUGAAGCUGAACAAGUGGCAAUUUUCAAUGAACAGGAAUCAAUUAUGACAAAAAUGCUUGAAAACAAUGCAAACAUAGAUGAAGAAAAGAAAGAAGAAUUUCUGAAAAUCCAUAAACAGAAAAUGCAAGAACUUAGCAAUCACCUGGAAACAACUCGCAUUAAACAAGAACAAAAUCUUCAAGUUCUUCUUGCUCAACGUCGAUCCAAUGUCAAAGAAUUGAAAGAAGAGAAAGAAAAAGCAGCAAAAGAAAAAAAGACAGAAGAGAACAAAAAGCUGCAAGAGAAAUUGAAUGCUGAGAUAGAAGCUGCUGAAUUGCAACUUGAAAAAGAAAAAAGUAAAGCAGAGGAGGAAGGGCGUCAACAACUUAUGGAAGAAACCAAAGUUAUCCUGGAGCAACAUCAUAAUGAACUGGCUGCUGAAAUUGGAAAGAUGGAGAUUGCAAAGGCACGAAGAAAAGUCUUUAUGGACAGACAAGACAGUACUCUGCAAUGCCUUCACGAAAAGCUGGAGGGGCUAGUUGGCUCAGAACGCACUCCUCAAGGUUUGUCAAAUCAAAUUGUUCAGCGUCACCAAAAUGUGAUGCAUCAUCUGGAACAACAACAAAAAGCAGAGAGAGAAAAACAACAAAGAAUUCUACAAGCCAAGAUUGAAGAAAAGCAUCUACAGAAACAACGGGAACUUACAAAAGAAUUCCAUGAACUCAAAGAAUUUCAAGUGCAAAAGCAGAAAGGUACCAGUGCUGCUGCUUCGAUUCUUUGUAAUAUUCUUCUUGAGAAAAGACAAGAAGAAAAUAAGGCAGCAUUAGAAAAAGAGAUGAAAGCAGAACUGGAAAAGAAAUGCCGAGAUUUAGAUAUUGUCCUUGAAAAGAAGUUAAACAAAGAACUAAAGCAACAAAGACAGAACUUUUUAGUUGAACUGGCAGCUAUUAGUGAUCUGGACAAAGACGAAGUCAAAGACCUCAUAAGUCAAGUUGUCAUGGAGACUAAAGCAAGCAAACAAACCAAAAAGAAACUCACCCAAAAUCUUACAAAAGAAUUAGAGAAAGCCAAGACAGAAUUGCAUGUCACUGAGGAUGAAAGACAAUGA